GGCCACAGCUGAGAGUCAUCUAGAACGUUCGAGCCGUCAGCAUUCUAUCUUCGCGCCGUCGAAUCCAGUUAGAUUCUCACUUGUAAUCACCAUGGCGGGCUUACCUGGCUUCGUCGGCUUCCCGCUCCACGAGGAGUUCUCGCCGGCGUCCCCCUUCUCGAAGCGACAGAAUGGCUGCGUCGAGUGCGAUACCACGAUUGCGCCGUCGUGUCCCACAUGUGCCCAAGGCGAAGUGUGCCAAUUCACCAUACAGACCUGCACGAGCUGCUCGACAGCCUUCUGCUUGCGCGACCCGACAACCGCCUCCCAAACCCCCAAGGCCAGCGCAGGUCCCAAUGUAGGUGCCAUCGCCGGCGGCAUAAUAGGCGGGCUCGUCGCCAUCGGCCUCGUCACCUACAUCGUGUGGCGGUUCUGCAUCAAGAACAAGCGGCGCCAGUACGAGCCGGAGCACUGGCAAGGUGACAUCGAGCACACCAAGGAGGGCCUUGACAACGACUUCGCCUCGCGGCGGUCCCAGCGGGCCUCGACGCACACCGUCCACUCGAUCGCCUCCACCGUCCUCACCCGCGCCUCCAACAUCAUCCAAAUCGCCUACAUCCCCGGCGUCACGAACCGCGCGACGCCGACGUCCCCUGCGCUUCUCGUACCCCCCGUGCCGCCGAUCCCCAUCGCCCACUCCGACGGCACCGGCAGCCCCUUACCCUUCGACGAGCAGCGCUUCUUCGUCCCCGGCGAGCUCCGCGACUCGACGUACUCGGGCAUCUCGGGCUACAGCGCCGGCGGCGACCGGGGCUCGUACGCACCGCGGUCGAGCGUCGCGUCCACCAUCUACGGCAAGAACGUCAUCGUCUCGCCGCUGCCCGCCCAGAAGGGCAACUUCCUCAAGCCCUCCAUCGUCAGCGUCAAGUCGCGCGGCGGCGCUGGCAGCAGUGGUAGCAGCAGCGGCGGCAGUGAUACCAACGCCCCCCCCGUCCCCGCCGUCGACUACGGCAAGUACUCGGACCAGCCGCCGCCCUCGCCCGCCUUUAGCAUCGGUGAUACGUUCUUCAAGAACGCGAACGCGGCCACGGCCACCGCCGUGCGGCCGCAAAUGGUGCGCGUGGGUAGCGGGCCCAAGACCGUCGAGGUGAAGGCGAAGUCGGGCUCCCCGGUCUCCUCGCCCUCUUUUGGUUCCGACAAAACGAGCGGUGGCGGUAACGCCUCGUCGACGGACAAAGUGCGGGACUCAUCAAACACGGCCACGACGAUCCUGGUCGACGAUGACGACGACGACGACGAACCGACGUCCCCGGGCGCAGACGGGAAGCGGCCGCUGCGCAGUCCCUUCGCGGACCCCCUGCCGUCGCCGACCCCGGUCGCGGCCUCUGCACUUAGCGGCACGAGCUCACUGAGCGCAGUGGCGGGCCCCGAGGCAGGUGUCCGUAGGGGCGAGCGGAACGGCAGCCCGUUCGGCGACGAGAACGCCCUGCGGGACUAAGCCCGCGAGAAGCCCGAGCCAUCUCGGCUACAUCACACCACCACGUACAUCCGGCACCCCGCGUCCCGGUUACCUUUUUUUUUUCUUUUUUUUUUCCUCGGACAUAUGAUGGCUGGCAGGCUGUGAGUGAUUUGUUGCGUGUCAUGACUGGAAAUGCGGGAAAUGCUCAUGGUUCGAGCUAUUAUCGUCGUCGUCGACAAGACCCAAAAUUUUUUCAAAAGUCAAAUGGAAGCGAGAGGAAUAUAUAUAUACCAUCUAUCGCGUCCUACUCUCGAUCUACAUCGUCAGAGAGCAAGAGAAAGAGGGGCAGAGAGAGAGAAUAUAGGAACAGAGAGCGAGGCGGCGAGAGAUA
This is a messenger RNA of Durotheca rogersii, 1829 nucleotides long. RefSeq lists its product as uncharacterized. NCBI's taxonomy places the organism in Eukaryota, Fungi, Ascomycota, Sordariomycetes, Xylariales, Xylariaceae. The transcript has 2 exons. The record is from RefSeq and is a predicted model, not a curated record. Bases 92 to 1477 code for a protein of 461 amino acids.